This is a messenger RNA of Aspergillus caelatus, 1494 nucleotides long. RefSeq names its product putative GABA permease. Gene Ontology annotation, biological process: transmembrane transport. Gene Ontology annotation, molecular function: transmembrane transporter activity. The transcript is spliced from 3 exons. Lineage: Eukaryota; Fungi; Ascomycota; Eurotiomycetes; Eurotiales; Aspergillaceae. The record is from RefSeq and is a predicted model, not a curated record. Gene Ontology annotation, cellular component: membrane. The coding region runs from base 1 to 1494 and encodes 497 amino acids.
AUGGAGGACAAUAAUAAGGAUGGCGAAGAAAUAGGGACCCGGUAUGACCAGAGCGACAUGACGCGCAUGGGUAAAAUCCAGGAACUCAAGGGCCGGUUUAUUCUGGACGUACAUGUGGACCUUUGCUGGAUUCGGGCUGAUUAUUCUAACAAUGUCCGAAAUGGCCUCAAUGCAAGUGAAACUACGAUCUUAUUUGACAUCUCAAUCGCAUCUGGACUGACAAAUUACCACUGGGUUUCCGAACUUGCAUCUCCCCACUAUCAACGUGUUUUGAGCUAUAUCACAGGUUGGAUGUCGGUACUGGCAUGGCAGGCUGGCGCAGCGUCGGGCUCAUUCCUGACCGGCACGAUUAUACAAGGGUUGAUCAGUGUGAAAGACCCAAGUUAUAAGCCUGAGAAUUGGCAGGGCACGCUGUUCGUUUUUGCGAUGAUCCUAGUUAUCUACUUUUUCAACGUCUACGCAGCUAGUUGGAUGCCCCGUAUUCAAAACCUGCUAUUAGCAUUACACAUUCUUUGCUUUGUGAUAGUCAUAGCCGUCCUGUGGGCAAUGGCCCCACGGCGACCUGCGAGCGCCGUAUUCCUGGAAUUCAGCAAUACCGGUGGGUGGUCUAGUAUGGGAUUGGCCCUAAUGGUUGGUCAGAUCUCUGCCAUUUAUGCCGGACUCAGCUCCGAUGCCACGGCCCAUAUGUCCGAGGAAGUUCGCGACGCCGGUAGAUAUGUGCCGAUCGCUAUCGUCUGGGGCUUCUUUACCAAUGGUGCCAUGGCUAUUGUCCUGGUAAUUACCUAUCUGUUCGCCAUGCCAUCCCUGGAAGAUGCCCUAGACGACCCAACCGGCUUCCCUUUUAUCUAUGUUUUCAAGAAUGCCGUUGGGACUGCGGGAGUGAAUGGCCUCACGGCCAUCAUCCUCAUUCCAGUCAUUUUUAGCAACAUCCUCUUCAAUGCAUCAACAGCGCGCCAAACCUAUGCGUUCGCUCGUGACAAAGGCCUGCCGUUUGGCAAGUGGAUCUGCAAAGUCAAUCCGAAGCGGAAGCUGCCCGUGAACGCUAUCGGACUAUCCUGUGUCAUCAGUGGCCUCUUAGCCUUGAUUAACAUCGGCUCCGACACGGCGUUUCACGCCAUUAUGUCUCUCAACGUGGCAGCACUCAUGUGGACAUAUGUGGUGUCAAUCAGUUGUUUACUAUAUCGCAGGCUGUGCUGCCCAGAAACACUACCUCCACAACGGUGGAGUAUGGGGAAAUAUGGAAUCUGGGUGAACGCAGCAGCCCUGGUGUAUGUAGUAUUUGCUUUCUUCUUCUCGUUUUGGCCCACCAGUACUCCAGUCACCCUCACCACUUUCAACUGGAGUGUGGUUAUCUUUUUGGCUGUUUUCAUCAUCAGUGUGGUGAUGUAUAUUAUCAAGGGACAAAGGGAAUAUGCCGGGCCGGUGAUAUCUGUGAGACGUGACGCAAUGCCGCAGGCUCGGGUCAACCGACAUGGCAUUCGUCGAGAGAUUUAG